This is a messenger RNA of Solanum lycopersicum (tomato), 1620 nucleotides long. RefSeq names its product magnesium-chelatase subunit ChlI, chloroplastic. Lineage: Eukaryota; Viridiplantae; Streptophyta; Magnoliopsida; Solanales; Solanaceae. The record is from RefSeq and is a predicted model, not a curated record. Gene Ontology annotation, molecular function: magnesium chelatase activity; ATP binding; ATP hydrolysis activity. Gene Ontology annotation, cellular component: chloroplast stroma. Gene Ontology annotation, biological process: chlorophyll biosynthetic process.
CUAUCGUCUUAUCCAAAGACACAAACACAAGCCAUUAGUUAGUAGUAGUAAGCAGUGACCAAUACACUGAUGCCAAAACUUCUUCUUCUUCUUCACUGAAAUGGCUUCACUAUUGGGAACUUCUUCUUCUUCUUCUGCAGCAGCAAUUUUAGCUUCUACACCCUUCACUUCUCGUUCCUCUAAGUCUGCUGCUUUAUCCCUUUUCCCAUCUUCAGGACAUAGCCAAGGGAGGAAGUUUUAUGGAGGAAUUAGACUCCCAGUUAAGAAAGGGAGGUCCCAAUUCCAUGUGGCAAUUUCCAAUGUUGCAACUGAAAUCAGCCCUGCUCAAGAACAGGCUCAGAAACUUGCUGAAGACAGCCAGAGACCGGUGUAUCCAUUUCCCGCCAUAGUGGGGCAAGAUGAGAUGAAGUUGUGUCUUUUGCUGAAUGUAAUAGAUCCAAAGAUUGGAGGCGUGAUGAUUAUGGGUGAUAGAGGAACUGGGAAGUCCACCACGGUUAGGUCUUUGGUGGAUUUACUUCCAGAAAUAAAAGUUAUUUCUGGUGAUCCAUUUAAUUCAGAUCCAGAUGACCAAGAAGUAAUGAGCGCUGAAGUCCGUGACAAAUUGAGGAAGGGAGAGCAGCUUCCUGUGUCUCUCACCAAAAUCAACAUGGUUGAUUUACCACUAGGUGCUACUGAGGACAGGGUGUGUGGGACAAUCGACAUUGAGAAAGCUCUUACCGAGGGUGUGAAGGCAUUCGAGCCUGGUCUUCUUGCUAAAGCUAACAGAGGAAUACUUUAUGUCGACGAGGUUAAUCUUUUGGACGACCAUUUAGUAGAUGUUCUUUUGGAUUCUGCAGCAUCAGGAUGGAACACUGUUGAAAGAGAGGGAAUAUCAAUUUCACACCCUGCUCGAUUUAUCCUUAUUGGUUCAGGUAAUCCUGAAGAAGGAGAACUUAGGCCACAGCUUCUUGAUCGAUUUGGAAUGCAUGCCCAAGUCGGGACUGUGAGAGAUGCAGAACUAAGAGUGAAGAUCGUCGAGGAAAGAGGUCGUUUUGACAAGAACCCCAAGGAAUUCCGGGAAUCAUACAAGGGGGAGCAAGAAAAGCUCCAGAGCCAAAUCACCUCAGCCAGGAGCGGGCUUUCUUCUGUUACGAUUGAUCAUGAUCUCCGCGUUAAAAUCUCUAAGGUCUGUGCAGAACUGAAUGUCGAUGGAUUGAGAGGUGAUAUAGUCACUAACAGAGCAGCAAGAGCAUUGGCUGCACUUAAAGGAAGAGAUAAGGUAACCCCAGAAGAUAUCGCCACUGUCAUUCCCAACUGCUUAAGACACAGACUUAGGAAGGAUCCGUUGGAAUCUAUCGACUCAGGUUUACUUGUUGUUGAGAAAUUUUACGAGGUUUUUGGCUAAGGAGACAAAUAGCUUUCUUCUUUGGGUAAACAUUUCCCUGCACCAAGCUGUUUUAUAGAGCAACAUACUUGUUUUUGUCUUAAUUUUCCAUUUCUCAAAUCAUCUAAAGAUUUGACCAUUGUCAAAACUGAAGAUUGUCUGUGUACUGUGCUUAAGAAAUGUGUUCAGAUUCACCUGUACUUAAACUUACUGGUCUUUGAUUGUUAUCAAUCUUUGGCCUAAGGUUCCCAAUGUUG